Protobothrops mucrosquamatus (brown spotted pit viper) is the source of this 946-nucleotide messenger RNA. RefSeq names its product acidic leucine-rich nuclear phosphoprotein 32 family member B. Gene Ontology annotation, cellular component: nucleus. The transcript is spliced from 7 exons. NCBI's taxonomy places the organism in Eukaryota, Metazoa, Chordata, Lepidosauria, Squamata, Viperidae. The coding region runs from base 1 to 768 and encodes 255 amino acids. Gene Ontology annotation, biological process: regulation of apoptotic process. Gene Ontology annotation, molecular function: histone binding. The record is from RefSeq and is a predicted model, not a curated record.
AUGUCUUCUGACUGCCAGUUGGUGUGCAUGGAUGCCUUCUGCCUGUCUUCUGCCUGCUUGUCCUACAACGUGAAGGAGCUGGUGCUGGACAACUGCCGCUCGGACGAUGGCAAGAUAAGCGGGCUCUCCCCGGACUUCGAAAACCUGGAAUUCCUCAGCAUGAUCAAUAUCAACCUUCUCUCCAUCUCUAACCUUCCCAAGCUUAACAAACUCCGGAAGCUGGAGCUGAGCGACAAUCGUAUUUCGGGCGGGCUGGAAGUCCUAGCGGAAAAAACACCAAAUUUGACGCAGUUGAACCUCAGCGGGAAUAAAAUCAAAGAGAUCAACACGCUGGAACCUCUGAAAAAGCUGCCCCACCUUCGGAACCUCGACCUCUUCAAUUGCGAGGUGACGACGCUGAUGAACUACCGGGAGAGCAUCUUCACCCUCCUGCCUCAGCUGAUCUAUCUCGAUGGGUUUGACGCCAGCGAAAAAGAAGCCCCUGAUUCGGACCCGGAAGCCGAUGGGCUGGACGAUGAGUACGACGAGAACGGAGACGAAGAUGAGGAGGAAGAGGAGGAGGAGGAAGACGAAGAAUUAGAUGACGAAGAUGACCUGGACGGCGAGGAAGAGGAGAAUGGGGGCGACGAUGAAGAUGAUGAUGACGAGGAUGACGGCGACGAGGAUGAGGAUGAGGAUGAAGAAGCUGAGGUCCAGCAGGGCGAGAAGCGGAAACGAGAUCCCGAGGAGGAUCCCUACGAAGACGAGGAUGAAGACAAUGACGAUUGAGUCCGUCCGUCCUCCUCUUCGGCUCCUUUUGCAAGCCAAUCCGUGUUUUUGGCGGACUGUUGUGACUUUCCCGGCCUUAACCGCCCCCUCCCCUUUGUGAGACUGUGACGAAUCCCCUUCCCCUCUUCUGCCGCCGGCUCUCCGCUCUUUUGUACGGCCGUGACACCCCCACAGUAUA